GAGGGACCUGGCGGGAAUCUUCCCCUUUCAGGCGGCGCGCUGGGCUUCGGGUUGGGGUGGACGAAGCAGGACGUGAGGAUCUCCAGCAACAUGUCUGGCAGUUGGGGCGCUCUGGCGCGUGGGGAGGACUUACCCUCCUGGCCAACGUGGGACAGUGGUCAGAUGACUCGCUUCGUCCUUGGCGUCCCCAACAAUGUGGACGUCAUGCCUAGGGAGAGCAUGAGAGCGGACCACCACUGCGACUUUUUCGACGACCUGAACCGCAAGCUGAUCAAGGACGUCAGCUGA
This is a messenger RNA of Symbiodinium sp. CCMP2456, 288 nucleotides long. NCBI's taxonomy places the organism in Eukaryota, Dinophyceae, Suessiales, Symbiodiniaceae. The record is from the annotation of a GenBank genome assembly.